UGUUUUUUAAGAUGAUACUAUUAUAAAUUCCGUAACUUUUUAUUUCAAAAGUUUCUUUUAAUGAUCCCUUCAAAAGAGGUCAUUUGUUAUCAGCUAAUAGAAUUGUUUUCAAAAACUGAACACCUCACAAAUAUUGUUAAUAUACAAGCUAAAACUAAAAAAAAUGUAUGCAUGUAUUUGUUGUAUUGUUAAUAGUUAUUUUAAUGUUUGUCCAACUUUCUUCCAAUAUUAAUAAGUCUUCCAGCCUUGGAUCAAACCACUUUUCUCCAUCAGCUGUCAGGUGAGUGCAGACAGUCAUCCAGCCAGGGAGGAAUUUGAGUCCAUUGUUCCAAAUGGACUUCCUGUUUGCGACAGUGUUGGAUGACUUUGGGCAGGUGGGAUGUGAUUCCACAUUCUGUGCUCUGGUAGUGAGCUGCAUGUCUGCACUGUCACCGUGGAUAAAAAUAGCUUUCCUGAAAGCGAUGCAGGGACAGCAGGAAUUUGGUCACAGAGGGGAGGGAUCACAGGGUCUUCAUAAGGCACGAGUCUCACUCUGAAGCUCACAAAGCACAGGCACAAAGGCCUUUGAACAAACUCAAGAGGAUACAAGAAGCUUCUCUGAACGGGAACCUCUGUGCUCCAUCGGGACAUGGGGAUACGUGGAUCCAAAGCCAAGAAACAAGCACAGGUUCUGAUGCUAGGUCUGGACCGUUCAGGGAAGACAACACUUCUCUACAAACUGAAAUACAACCAGAGCGUGGUAACCGUACCGACAGUGGGUUUUAAUGUGGAAAGUCUGGAAACCGACAGGAGCAGUCCAGAUUUGACAGUGUGGGAUGUUGGGGGUCAGAGGAAGAUGAGGCCCCACUGGAAGCAUUACUAUCCUGACACCGCUGGUCUGAUGUUUGUGGUGGACAGCUGGGAUGAGAAGAGGCAGGACGAGGCCCGCAAAGAACUCCAUCGGGUUCUGAGACAUGAAAGUCUUAAAGGAGUUCCUCUUGUAAUUCUGGCCAACAAACAGGAUCUUCCAGGUUGUUGUAGUCCAGAAGGUCUUAGCCAGAAACUGGACCUGAAAAGGGCGUGUGCUGGAAGGGCGUGGUUCCUUCAGCCCUGUUCAGCCAUCACUGGGAUGGGACUUGAGGAGGGGUUCCGGAGAAUGGUGUAUCUGAUGAAGACUCCACUGGGGCAGACUCAAGAGCACAUCAAGUUAAAGAUGAAAGCAAAAGGCUUCAAGUUCACAUCAGCCAAAAAAGUCCUUUCCUGUGGCAGCUGAUGUCUGUUCUCUCCGCGCUGGAUUUAUUUUUCUCUUCUUGUGCUGCUGAACGGAUAUUUAUGUGAGCUCAAAAAGGUUGUAGGAAGUAGGGCAGCUUCUCAGAAACCUUGGAACAAAUAGAAGAUAUUCUGCUGGGGAUGAUAAAUCUAAAGGAUUACGUGAAUGCUUUGGGGUUUUGAGGAGGAUCCUUCUUAGAAAAAAAAUUAUUUCUAAGCAGACUGGCUACAAACUGACUGGAUAUAGUAAAAGUCAACAAAUGAGUUUGGAUAAAUAAUAUCCAUUGUUACAUGAAUACAACUAAAGGAUUUGUUGGCCUUAUUUUCAGGAGCACAUCAUAAGAAAACAAAAUUACCUUUAUUGUAUUUCUUUUUUAUUUGUUGUCAUUUUUGUUGUAUUUUCUAUUAGAACGUCAUCUAUUAAUCACUUUUGACAAUUUUGUAACUUUUUUAAAACCUGAAAGUAUUUUAAAAAUGUGUAAAGUCAUGUCAUAGUUGAUGUGUGUGU
This is a messenger RNA of Oryzias melastigma (Indian medaka), 1756 nucleotides long. RefSeq names its product ADP-ribosylation factor-like protein 14. The transcript is spliced from 2 exons. The coding region runs from base 629 to 1252 and encodes 207 amino acids. The record is from RefSeq and is a predicted model, not a curated record. Gene Ontology annotation, biological process: intracellular protein transport; vesicle-mediated transport. Gene Ontology annotation, cellular component: cytoplasm. Lineage: Eukaryota; Metazoa; Chordata; Actinopteri; Beloniformes; Adrianichthyidae. Gene Ontology annotation, molecular function: GTP binding; GTPase activity.